CGUCAAGAUCGGUGCCCCAUGGAAUCGCACGUCAAUGAAGCCGUCUCUGACAGAGAAACCGGUGACGUAAAGUACUCUGACCUCAGAGAGGAGGACGACAAGUCUCAACCUCACACGGGCGACGGUGCCAGCGCUGGAAAAAUAUUUAUAGGGGGUUUAGCGCGAGAGACAACUGAUGCGCAAUUUGUCAAGCAUUUUGGUAGAUACGGUGAUAUUAUUGAUUCUGUGAUAAUGAAGGAUCGUAAGACAGGGCAACCCCGUGGAUUCGGGUUUGUGACUUAUGCAGACCCCUCUGUGGUUGAUAAAGUCAUUGACGACACUCAUAUUAUUAAUGGGAAACAAGUGGAAAUUAAGCGUACUAUUCCAAAGGGUGCUAUUGGCUCUAAGGAUUUCAAGACUAAGAAGAUUUUUGUCGGGGGGAUCCCUACAACCAUGAAUGAAGAUGAGUUCAGGGACUUCUUUACACAAUAUGGAGAGGUCAAGGAACACCAAAUCAUGCGGGACCAUUCCACUAGCCGUUCUCGUGGAUUUGGAUUUAUUACUUUUGACACGGAGCAAGCUGUUGAUGAUCUAUUGUCCAGGGGUAACAGAUUGGAAAUGGCAGGAGCUCAGGUGGAGAUCAAGAAGGCAGAGCCAAAGAAGCCAAACCCGCCACCUGCACCAUCCAGGCGUUAUAAUGAUUCAAGGUCCACAUUUGGUGGUGGGUUCAGGGAUGGAUAUGGUGGAUUAGGAGAAGGUAGCUUUAGUGGUGGUGGUGGUGGUUAUAGGUCUGGUGGGCCUUAUGGUGGCAGGGGGAGUGCUUAUGGUGGGUACGGCGGAAGUGAAUUUGGUGGUUAUGGAGGAUAUGGUGUUGGUGGUGGAAUGGCAUCUUACAGGGAAGAUUCCUACCUUGGAUACUCAGGUCGUUAUGGAGGAGGCUUUAGCAGAGGUUAUGAUCUAGGAGGUGGUUAUGGUGGACCUGGUGAUAGUUAUGGGGGAUAUGGUGGUGGCGGUGGUGCUGCUGGUGGCUAUGGGAGUAGCUAUGAUGGCAGCCUUGGCAGUGGAUAUGGAGGUGGUAGUGGUGGCUCCUUCUAUGGGAGCAGAGGGGGCUAUGGUGGUGCAGGGAGUGGGCGAUAUCAUCCUUAUGCAAGAUAGAAAUGCCGUCCAAGGAAGAAUUCUUAGGAUUAUAAUUGUAACUGGCAGAUGCUAAGUUGUCUCACUUUGUAGCAUUGAAUCUCAAGUUUGUUGGCAUAUGUUUUCAGAAUUAUUCUAUUUUGUCAAGGAGGUGCUGGGAAACUUUUUCUUCUUCAUUUGAAUGUUUUGCCCUUUCUGUACUUGGGAGUACAAUAUAUAAAUGAUUUUUAAUUUGAACUGUCA
This is a messenger RNA of Juglans microcarpa x Juglans regia, 1356 nucleotides long. RefSeq names its product glycine-rich RNA-binding protein 3, mitochondrial. Bases 19 to 1134 code for a protein of 371 amino acids. The record is from RefSeq and is a predicted model, not a curated record. The transcript has 6 exons. Gene Ontology annotation, molecular function: RNA binding. NCBI's taxonomy places the organism in Eukaryota, Viridiplantae, Streptophyta, Magnoliopsida, Fagales, Juglandaceae. Gene Ontology annotation, biological process: regulation of gene expression. Gene Ontology annotation, cellular component: nucleoplasm.